UGGAUUUACAGCGGUAAAAAAAUCAUCAUCAACAAUUCAACAUGGCAGCAAUGAAGAAAGUUUUCGUUUUGACAAUCGCGUGCAUGGCAAUAUCGGUGAUGUCCUCGUCCUCCAGAAGCCUUCUGCAAUUGGUAAUUGAGCCAAAAGCCCCAAGCCCAAGCCCAAAUGCUGCUGCUUUUGACAUUACAGGAUUAGUGUCCACGGAUCACGGUACAGUUAAUAACAGUAAUAAUCCCGGUGUUAAUUUAGGCCAAGAUAUCGCAAAGUGCUGGGCGUCUGUGGUGAGUAUACAAGAUUGCGUGAUCGAUAUUUACAAGAUCUUCUUGGGCAACAAUCGGGUCCCUCUAAGCCCACCUUGUUGUCAGACCAUUUCCACCGUCGCCGCCGACUGCUGGCCCAAGAUGUUCGCCGGUAAUCCAGAGUUUCCGGGCUCCCUCCUACAGGUUUGCAAGGCCACGACGCCGGCCGGGAUCUAA
This is a messenger RNA of Oldenlandia corymbosa var. corymbosa, 476 nucleotides long. Lineage: Eukaryota; Viridiplantae; Streptophyta; Magnoliopsida; Gentianales; Rubiaceae. The record is from the annotation of a GenBank genome assembly.